Messenger RNA from Pectinophora gossypiella (pink bollworm), 2246 nucleotides. It is a transcript of the gene Mfap1, whose product is annotated as microfibrillar-associated protein 1. NCBI's taxonomy places the organism in Eukaryota, Metazoa, Arthropoda, Insecta, Lepidoptera, Gelechiidae. The record is from RefSeq and is a predicted model, not a curated record. Bases 134 to 1462 code for a protein of 442 amino acids. Gene Ontology annotation, biological process: mRNA splicing, via spliceosome. Gene Ontology annotation, cellular component: U2-type spliceosomal complex. Gene Ontology annotation, molecular function: RNA binding. The transcript is spliced from 9 exons.
UAAUAUUUUGGUUUUGUGGAGAUUGCUUAGCGUGCGAACUAUAUUUUACAUUUUAUUCGCAAAUUAAUUUGUUUUACUACAAUAAAGUGAAUUGGUGGCUUUUAUAAUUGCGUAGUUUGUCAUAUUUGUCAAAAUGAACGUGUUACCAGCUCAACCUAUUGGAAUACAGAGCACAGCUGGAGCUGUGCCUGUGAGAAAUGAAAAGGGUGAGAUAUCUAUGCAAAAGGUGAAAGUGCAGCGAUACAUAUCUGGAAAGAAACCGGACUAUGCCCAAGGAGUAUCCUCAUCUGAGGAGUCUGACACCGAAGACUUCAUAGAGCAACAGCGGCCAGAACGCCGACAGACUCUGCCUCAAGUCAUUAGCAGAAAGGAGGAACAUCACAGCGAAUCAGAGGAGGAGCAGGUCGACGACCCGCGUCUCCGGCGCCUCAGGCAAGCGGCGCACUCGCCGCAGCGCCGGCCCGAGCACGAGCCUGAGAUCAUCGACGCCGAGCCUGGCCCUGAGUCGGAGUCCGACGAGCAGCAGGCGCGCGACAGCUCCGAGAGCGAGGAUGAGCUGGACGAAGAGGAGAUCGAGCGACGACGGCAAGCGCUCAAAGCUAAACUCGCAGCUAGGGAAGCAGAGAAGGAGGUGCUGGGCCGCGAUGAGGACGAGGAGAUGCUGGAUGGAGACAAGGAGGAGAGUGGCUCCUCUGACACUGAGUACACGGACAGCGAGGAGGAUACAGGUCCGCGGGUGAAGCCAGUAUUCGUCAGAGCAUCAGAAAGAAUGACGGUUGCCGAGAGGGAACGUAAAGUGAGACAACAGAAGAAAGAAGAGGCGGAGGCGCGGAAAGAGAAGGAAGAGAGGAGACGAGAGGCGCUCAAACUUGUCGAGGAGACCAUACGGGCUGAGCAGCGGAAUACACAGGGUGAGCUGAAGGAAGGCAACAUCAACGACGUGUGCACGGACGAUGAGAACGACGAACUGGAGUACGAGGCGUGGAAACUUCGCGAGAUGAAGCGCAUCAAACGUGAUAAGGAGGAGAGAGAAGCGUUGGAGAAGGAGAUGCUGGCGCUGGAGCGCGUGCGCAACAUGUCGGAGGAGGAGCGCCGCGUGGAGUUCCGCGUCAACCCGAAGCAGGUCACCAACAAGGCAGUCAAGGGCAAAUACAAGUUCCUGCAGAAGUACUACCACAGAGGUGCGUUCUACCUGGACAAAGAGGAUGAGGUGUUCAAACAAGACUUCUCUGGAGCCACCCUGGACGAUCACUUCGACAAGACUGUACUGCCUAAGGUGAUGCAAGUAAAGAAAUUCGGUCGGUCUGGCCGCACGAAAUACACCCACCUGGUGGAUCAGGAUACGACGGAGUUUGACUCCGCGUGGAGCAAUGAGGGUGCCGCGUCGCGGCUCAACAACUACCGCGGCGGCAUGAAGCAGGUGUUCGAACGACCCUCCGCCAAGAGGAAGCAUCAUGUCUAGUGAAGAAAGACACAGAAAGGAAGACAGAGAAGGAAGACUAGUCGUAUGUUUCAACGUCAUUGAUGAUUUUCCACUGUGUUAUAUUAUAACAUAACGACUGUAUCCCAAUUGGGGUAGUCAGAGGUUUACCUCUGGGUGAUGUUGAGGUGAUGGAUGUAUCCAUCGCAAGAUGAACCAAGUACCCAUACCUUACUAAACUUUCUGUUAGACCAACGUGAUAGGUCUAUAAAGGGCGAGCCAACUGUGUUUGGCCAACAUUGGUGCAAGUUCGGGUAGUGUAAUCUAUAUACCUACAAUGACUAAACUAAUGAACUACCUCAAAAAUAUCUGCGGACAAUAAUGUUGCUAUCUAAAAUUAAAUGUUGUGCGGUCACGAGCAUUACUAUGUAUACACUUUGGUACCAUGUCACAGUAACUUUUUUGACAAAUUGAACUGUAAGUCUCACUAAAUGUCAAAUAUGUUAGUGCGACAGAGUUCUAAAGUGGGUACAUUAUAUUGCUCAUGACUCUACUGACUCAAGCUAUGUACUAAGAUCGCUAGUUGUGUACAAAUUGCUGCAACAUUCAUGUGAAUGACCACACACUACGAUAUAAUGUCUACGUAACUAUAAAACGUGUUCUCCCAAAAGCAACCUUAUUCUACCACUGUCUUAGAAUACAGUGUAUGAAAUUCGCCUUUUCUCUAUCAUGUGAAAUGGAGUAGAACUAAUAACGCAAGUUUAGGUUAAGAUUUGUAAAUAGUAGACUUAAUUUUGAUGAAAAUAAACAUUAUUAUGAAUUUGAA